Messenger RNA from Botrytis deweyae, 1380 nucleotides. RefSeq lists its product as uncharacterized. The record is from RefSeq and is a predicted model, not a curated record. The coding region runs from base 1 to 1380 and encodes 459 amino acids. The transcript has 3 exons. NCBI's taxonomy places the organism in Eukaryota, Fungi, Ascomycota, Leotiomycetes, Helotiales, Sclerotiniaceae. Gene Ontology annotation, molecular function: hydrolase activity.
AUGGCAUCGGAUCAAGAGAGUCCUGCAGCAAAGAAACUUAUCGAAUGGACGCAGAAAUUCAGAAAAGAGAAGAAUCAUCUCUUUUACACCCCGCUAUCCUUCCAACAAGCUGUUACCACGGCGGAUCGGCCAGCAAAAGGCUCGGUUUGGGCUAGUAGAACCGUUCUCCCAGCUCCUGAGGAUGACUCAACUGUCACUGCUAUUACUGAUGCAAUUUACGAUCUUGAUAAUACCGGCAGUAGAGAAUAUUUUGAAACCACAUUGGCUGAUGUAAAAGUGCAAUGGAGUGGUUUCCGAUCUGGAGUCGGGGAGAAAGAAGAUGAGCCAGAUAUUUCUGAGGAAGAUAAGUACAAAGGUCUCAUGAAGGAUACCAAAUCCAGGAUAACUAUUCUAUAUGCUCAUGGUGGAAUGAACUACUUCGGAGGAGCAGCUUCUACACGUCAAGUCACUUCAACUUUAGCAAGGCUUACCAAGGGACGCUGUCUUGUCAUCGAGCAACGACUCGCUCCACAGCAUCCUUUCCCUGCACCCUUGAUCGAUCUUUUAGUAUCAUAUUUAUCACUUCUCUAUCCACCCAAGGAUGCGUUUCAUGAAGCAGUUCCAUCUGAAGAUAUUGUGGUCGCUGGGGAAAGCACUGGAGGAAAUCUCGCUAUUGCUUUCCUUCUUCUACUUCAAAACUUUCGAGACAAGAAAACACGCAUCAACUUCCACGGCAAAUCUGUCGCAGUUCCAUUUCCCGCGGGUUUUGCAACUUAUGCACCACAAGGUGAAAUCACUGAGUCUUUCCCAGCACAUCAAGGAAAUCAAAAAUACGACAUUUUAAACGAGAUUCACACAACACUGAGCGACGAUCUGAAACCAGAUGAUAUCUGGCCCAGCAAACCCCCAAGAGCAAAUAUUUACGCGCCCACAACGAAUAUGAUAAUUCACCCAUUAAUUAGUCCUGUUUCCGCUAGAAAUUGGCCUUCUAUCAACCCACCACCACUAUUCUUGGCGUAUGGUCAAGAAAAAAUGCUCGAAGAGGGACAGUUCAUGGCAAAGCAAGCUUUCAGGGCCGGUGCCACAGUUCAUUUACAUCAGUACAAUGCACUCCCACAUAUCUUUGCCUCCUUUGCCAAAAUACCCCAGACUGACCACCUCUUUGCCCAAUGGGCCAAAUUCAUUCGGGCGUGCGUUGAAGACCGGCAAACGAUAAGUAAGAGCCAGUACAUCAUUUAUGAACCCAUUGACGAGGCUCCAGGUUUCAAGCCUAUUCCACGGGAAAUCGGUGAUGGCUCGGGAUUGUCUAAGUUUGAGUAUAAUGAGGUUGUGAAGAGGAUGGAGGCAAAAAAAAACAAGAUGAAGCCUUGGACCGGACCCAAUGCAAAACCCUCUUUGUAA